Mytilus californianus (California mussel) is the source of this 553-nucleotide messenger RNA. RefSeq names its product ubiquitin-conjugating enzyme E2 G2. The transcript is spliced from 5 exons. Bases 36 to 533 code for a protein of 165 amino acids. Lineage: Eukaryota; Metazoa; Mollusca; Bivalvia; Mytilida; Mytilidae. Gene Ontology annotation, cellular component: endoplasmic reticulum; cytosol. The record is from RefSeq and is a predicted model, not a curated record.
ACGAAUGAGUUGAAAAAAUUCUGAUAUAAUGCAAAAUGGCAGGAUCAGCCUUAAGAAGGUUGAUGGCAGAAUACAAGCAAUUGACACUAAAUCCACCUGAAGGAAUUAUAGCCGGACCUGUCAAUGAGGAGAAUUUCUUUGAAUGGGAAGCUCUUAUUAUGGGACCAGAAAAUACGUGUUUUGAGGGAGGAGUGUUUCCCGCCAGACUAGCAUUCCCACCAGAUUAUCCUCUGAAUCCUCCUAAGAUGAAGUUUACCUGUGAAUUAUUUCAUCCAAAUAUAUAUCCUGAUGGUAGAGUAUGCAUAUCUAUACUACAUGCUCCUGGAGAUGAUCCAAUGGGAUAUGAAUCUAGUGCCGAACGAUGGAGUCCUGUACAGAGUGUGGAAAAAAUAUUACUAUCUGUCCUCAGCAUGUUGGCAGAACCAAAUGAUGAAAGUGCUGCUAAUGUAGAUGCUGCUAAAACAUGGAGAGAAAAUAGGAUGAAAUUUGAAGAAAUUGCUGCAAAAACUGUUCGCAAAUCUUUAGGGAUAUAGUGCAUUCUAAAUUAUAACUU